Molecule: messenger RNA, 1297 nt
Organism: Lampris incognitus (smalleye Pacific opah)
Lineage: Eukaryota; Metazoa; Chordata; Actinopteri; Lampriformes; Lampridae
Gene: eif2s2
Product: eukaryotic translation initiation factor 2, subunit 2 beta
Exons: 9
Coding region: 117-1112 (331 amino acids)
Biological process (GO): formation of translation preinitiation complex; translational initiation; formation of cytoplasmic translation initiation complex
Cellular component (GO): eukaryotic translation initiation factor 2 complex
Molecular function (GO): mRNA binding; translation initiation factor binding; translation initiation factor activity
Source: RefSeq, a predicted model, not a curated record
CCGUGCGCAGAAAUCGUUCGCAUGUGCCUCUGCUCUCUGGAAAAUGAGCACCGCCUGCCUUGGUUUUAAGUAGCAAUUCUAAUCUCUGGAUUACAUUCAUACAUUAGACCACAGUCAUGUCAGGAGACGAGAUGAUCUUCGACCCCACCAUGACCAAGAAGAAGAAGAAGAAGAAGAAGCCCUUUAUGUUGGAGGAGGAAGGAGGAGAUGUAGGGAACGAGGAUGCAUCGCCUCUUGAAGCGAAAGAUACAGAACCCGACGGAGGAGAGGAGAAGGACCAGGAUCCAGAUGAGGAUGAUGGGAAGAAGAAAGAAAUCUCUGAUGAUUUGGAUGACUUGAACUUCUUCAAUCAGAAGAAAAAGAAGAAAAAAAAGGCAAAAACAUUUGACAAUGAGUUAGAAGAAGGAAUGAAGGAACUUAAAAUUGAGGUGGAACCCUCAGAAGCCAUGGAAGAUGAUGAUGUGGAGCUACCAAUGAAGAAGAAGAAAAAGAAGCAGGUCAAUUUUCUGGAAGAAGAAGAUUCUGAAAGCAAAGAUGAUGGUGAGGAGAUUGAGGAAGAGAAACAUGCUGAUGACAUCAUCACCUUCAGCUCCCAGUCAGGACCUGCCUGGGCUGGCACAGAGAGAGACUACACAUAUGAUGAGCUUCUGAACCGUGCAUUUAACAUCAUGAGAGAGAAAAACCCUGACAUGGUGGCGGGAGAGAAGAGGAAAUUCGUCAUGAAGCCUCCUCAGGUCGUCAGAGUUGGCACCAAGAAAACAUCCUUCGUCAACUUCACAGACAUCUGCAAACUCUUACAUCGACAGCCAAAGCAUCUCCUGGCUUUUCUAUUGGCUGAGCUCGGAACAAGUGGUUCUAUUGACGGUAACAACCAGUUAGUGAUUAAAGGGCGAUUCCAGCAAAAACAGAUUGAGAAUGUCCUCAGGAGAUACAUCAAGGAGUAUGUGACGUGCCACACCUGUCGCUCACCAGACACCAUCCUUCAGAAGGACACUCGUCUCUACUUCCUUCAGUGUGAGACCUGCCACUCGCGGUGCUCCGUGGCUAGCAUCAAGACAGGCUUCCAGGCUGUCACGGGCAAGAGGGCCCAACUUCGUGCCAAAGCCAACUAGAGACAGUCAAGCACUCUUCACAUAACCACCUUCAGAGGAAGAAGUUGACAAAAUUAUGCCAGAGGACAAAACACUUUUAUUUCAGUGAAUUCAAAAUGUAAAUAGAAAUGAAAAUCUGUUUACUAAUGGUGAAGCAUUUAUCUCAGAUGAUUUUCUUAUUAAAGCGGAUAUGGUCUCCUUUUUAA